Hemicordylus capensis (graceful crag lizard) is the source of this 3800-nucleotide messenger RNA. RefSeq names its product protein kinase cAMP-dependent type I regulatory subunit alpha (gene PRKAR1A). The transcript has 13 exons. The record is from RefSeq and is a predicted model, not a curated record. Gene Ontology annotation, biological process: regulation of protein phosphorylation. NCBI's taxonomy places the organism in Eukaryota, Metazoa, Chordata, Lepidosauria, Squamata, Cordylidae. Bases 382 to 1530 code for a protein of 382 amino acids. Gene Ontology annotation, cellular component: cAMP-dependent protein kinase complex. Gene Ontology annotation, molecular function: cAMP-dependent protein kinase regulator activity.
UUUGGGGGCAGAGAGGAGGGGAUGGCUGGUACUUCAGGGUCCGUGGGACGAAGAGAGGGCUCUGAGGGGAUGGGCACGCUGGGCAGCAGCUGCAGGGAGGGACGGGCUUCUGGGUACUGAAGGCAUGCGAGGGGGUUGAGGAGCUCGCAGUGGGCGAUGAUGACCCCAAGAAGUGUUGGGAAAGGAAAGGCGCUAACGAGGAUCCUCUGCUACGACAAGACUAAUUUGCAGACUGUCAUGGAGCCACAGAAUUACUUUUGGACAGCUAAUUAAGGCAAUUAUUAUUGACCUUCAUUAUGUGAUACUGGGAUCAACACCCUGUCCUGUAAAUUCUGUGCAUAUCUAUAGUUGUUGCUGUUAGCUACAUCUCAAAUAUCAGCAAUGGCAGCCUCUAGCAGUGUCGGCAGUGAAGAAGAGCGUAGCCUCCGCGAAUGUGAGCACUAUGUUCAAAAACACAACAUCCAGCCGCUUCUGAAGGAUUGUAUUGUUCAGCUAUGCACUGUGCGACCUGAGAGACCCAUGGGAUUCCUCCGGGAAUACUUUGAAAGGCUGGAGAAGGAAGAAACAAAACAGCUAAUGAGUCAGCAGAAAGCCAGCUCCCGUGCAGAUUCUCGUGAAGAUGAGAUUUCUCCACCCCCACCCAUGAACCCGGUAGUAAAGGGCCGCAGAAGGCGUGGUGCCAUCAGUGCAGAAGUUUACACAGAAGAGGAUGCUGCAUCUUAUGUUAGAAAGGUUAUUCCAAAAGAUUAUAAGACUAUGGCUGCUUUGGCAAAAGCCAUAGAGAAGAAUGUUCUUUUUGCUCAUCUUGAUGACAACGAAAGAAGUGAUAUAUUUGAUGCGAUGUUCCCUGUCACCUAUAUUGCUGGUGAGACUGUAAUCCAGCAAGGUGAUGAAGGGGAUAAUUUCUAUGUUGUUGAUCAAGGAGAAAUGGAUGUAUAUGUAAACAAUGAAUGGGCCACCAGUGUUGGGGAAGGGGGCAGCUUUGGAGAACUUGCACUGAUCUAUGGAACACCCCGAGCAGCAACUGUCAAAGCAAAAACUAAUGUGAAGCUGUGGGGUAUUGACAGAGACAGCUAUAGAAGAAUUCUUAUGGGCAGCACAUUGAGAAAGCGAAAGAUGUAUGAAGAAUUUCUGAGUAAAGUGUCAAUACUGGAAUCGCUUGACAAAUGGGAACGCCUCACAGUAGCUGAUGCUUUAGAGCCAGUACAGUUUGAGGAUGGACAAAAGAUUGUGGUGCAGGGAGAGCCAGGAGAUGAGUUCUUCAUUAUCCUAGAGGGUACAGCUGCUGUGUUACAGCGCAGAUCAGAGCAUGAAGAAUUCGUUGAAGUGGGCAGGCUUGCACCAUCCGACUAUUUCGGUGAAAUAGCUCUGUUGAUGAAUCGUCCUCGUGCUGCCACCGUUGUUGCUCGUGGUCCAUUGAAAUGUGUAAAGCUUGACCGGCCCCGAUUUGAGCGUGUCUUGGGUCCGUGCUCGGAUAUUCUCAAACGAAACAUCCAGCAGUACAACAGCUUUGUGUCCCUGUCUGUCUGAAGUCUCCCCCCAUUUUCCAAUACAUGCUUCACACAUGCAGACUGCUUCAAUACUCUUGUGCAGAGCCACAUGGCCACUGGCUAUUGCAGCUUCCUGUCUAUUUGAGGAAGGAAAAAAUGUUGCUUUUCAUGGCACCAUUUUAAAUUUUAGAAUGUUAUUUUGGUGCCCCAACCCUAUUUCAAAUAAAUACAAAAUUGUAUGGAGACUUUUGCUGUUACUGCUUUCCUCUGUGCAAUGUACAGUGUCCAACUUGGGCAGUAACUGCCAUUCCUUUUGUUGGGGAAAUCUCCUAGCACCAAGAUUAUUGCCAUAGAGUUAAGGAUGUAACAGUGGAAAAUGCUUAAGAGGCACUCAUUUCUCAGCUUGUAAAUCCUGUGUUUCUUUAAGGUUAUGGUCACUUUCUACUGUACUACCCUUAGACCGAGAGUUUUAGCCUCUCAACUCUGCUUUGAGGCAUAAAUGUUCUUGAUAUGGUUAUCUUUGGUUUGGUUUGCUGAGAUCAGCUCCUAGUAAAACCAUCAUUAGAAGUUUGAUAGUUCGGUGGAUCUGUACCCAUCUCAGUUGGUUCAAAAUGGCUUGGUCGUUACUUGUCAAGUUUUUAUGUAUAAGCUUUUGUUCUGGCAGCUACGGCCAGUGUUGCUGAUCUUUGCCAUAGCUGACUUUUUUUGCCUGUUCUCAGUUAUGAAUAUUCAUAUUUGCGCCUCAACUUUUUCUGUGCAAAUUCUCAAAAGCUAAUUGACUGCUAAACCCCUGAAUAUUGAUGCCAGUGUAAACACUGACAUUAAGCACUGGGCUGCUCUGUAGUUAGUGUCAAAUAGAAUACCCCAUGCAUUAAAUGCAGAACAGAAAACCAAAGGGUGCAUUUUACACAUGGAUUUUUCUGUCCCUUCCAAGCUUUGCUUCUCUAACUUAGGAACCAUAGGAUUCAAUGGUUCUGUUCUUAUAGCUGUCAUUCAGUGCAGGUUGAAUACCAUCCCAGUUGGGAAAAUAAGGCACUGGUUUUAUGUGAAAGACAGGAAGCUGGAAUUCAAUGCUUCCUGUCAAACUCUUAUUACUUUGUCCUUGCAGGAGAUGUAGUAGCUUUUAACUUCUUAAAAGAUUCAGUCUGAGCAAGACACACACCCAUUCUUUGCUUUGCCCCAUAUUCUCACACUGAUCUGGCAGAAUAACUAUUUUUGGAAAGUUAACCCUGUUAAGUCUGAAAUGUUUUCAGUAUUUACCAGGUUUGUGUUACAAUACUUUGUGUGCACCCUGUGCUGCCCACUAGCUUUUAUGGACUUUCACAGUUGGAUAAUGUAGGCAGUCAGUUUCUUUAUAAUAUGUAAAUUAUCUGAAACUAGAGUAGGAUUUUAUUUUGGGAGUGACAGCAAGUAUUUUGCAUUGGUUAUGCAACUGUUCUUUGAGUCCCACUCCCUUUCUCCGCCCCUGCACAACCUAUCUCCUCCCCCCCCUUUUUUUUCUUUAGACAAUUGGACCUGGUAUAUACUUUGCUGACUUGUUGGCUGUUGGAGGAAUAUUUGUUCAUCAUACGUACAGUUUGAAGAAUAGGCGGCGUAGUAUAAAAUAACAUCUGUAGGGGAUAUCAAUUCAACGUCCACAUUUCUAGAUAGGGAUGUAAAAUUAUACAUUGUGAGUUCCUGCUGUUUGUCCUAAAGACCUUAGUGAGGUGAGGAUAGCCACAUGUACUCCUCAGGAGCCCAUAAAUGCUAACUUCUUUCUCUAAAACUUUAUUCAGUUUGAAUAUAUCCAGGGAUUUUUUUCCUUAUACCUUUGUUACUUUUGAAGCUUGAUUUGAUCCUUGUUGAAGCACCAAAAAUUUUUUAAAUCUAUGUAAGCUAGUUAGAGCGCCACAAAAAUGCACAUUUUUUUAUAUAAGGCUUUCUAAUCAAGUUUCACUACUGCGUCUUUUUAGCUUGCUGUUUACUCCCUUUUGUAGUUUUACCAACAAGAUUUUAAGAUGACCCAGCUAUGUCUGAGUUAAAUAUUAAUCACAGUUAAAGCUUUACCUUUGUGUGCAAUUUAAACAUGUUUGAAUCCACAGUUGGUAUAGUUUGCCUUAGCUAACAUUCAGGGCUUUAGAAGUGGUUAAAAUUUUUUUUGCUAGGUCACCUUAGCAAAUUAAAAUAAAUCUCUUGCCCUAGAGUGCUAUAGUCAACCAGAGGACCAUUUUUGUAUUGUUAUCUGACUUAACUGUAUGUGCUAAUAUAUUCCUUUUGUUAUAGAUUGUCCUAAUGGCAGGUAAAGCAAUAAAAAUGAUUUAAAUUCUUAAA